UGGAACUGUGACCUGACCGAGCAGUGUGCCUACAGGUUGUCUGGCUGCCUGGACUUUAACCUGGAAUUUGUUGAUUGUAUUUGUCUGUCAGAGAAGACAGGAGUCUGACCGACAGCUAAGGCAAUAAGGAAUACCUGGAACACUGGAGAUACUGGGCUGUUUCCAGUUUGAGUCAAACACUUCACUUUUUGUUAGUCCUUGUGUUUUGAGCUUCACGAGACAGGCUUCUCAAUUUUUUUGAUGAGUCAUCGUUAACUGGCCCAUGAUCUUUUACCAGAAAUGCCCUGAAGGGACUCCUCCCCUUUUAACUGUAAGGAAAACCAGUUUGUGACUGUUUUACCAUGAAGAUAGAGGCACAGGAAAGGAUAAUAGGAUUUCAAACCCAGCACUUUCUCUGAGACGGAACAGAUACAGUAAGAAGACCUCGGGACACUGCAUGGAAAGCUGAAAUGCUGCUGUUUCGGUGCAGUGCUGACUGGUUUGACUGAGGUGGGAUUCAAAGUGAAAGUAACUACGACUGGCUGAGUUUGUGACCUAACUGCCUCUCUGCUGGGUUUUACUCUCAUGACAGAACAUGGCUCUGCGAUCAGCCGUUGACUUUUCUUGUCCCGUCUGUUUUGAGAUUUUCAAAAACCCUGUUGUGCUGUCAUGCAGCCACAGCUUCUGUAAAGACUGUUUACAGACCUGGUUGGCGGACAAAGUGGUGCGCCAGUGUCCAGUUUGCAAAAGAAGAUCUUCAAAGAGUGAUCCGCCAUUUAACUUUGCGUUGAGGAACCUGUGUGAAGUCUUGUUACAGGAACUUUCUCUGGAAGAGAGCGCCUCUGCCAGUCCUGAGGCUCAGUGCCACCUGCACUCUGAGAAACUAAAGCUCUUCUGUCUAGACCAUCAGCAGCCUGUGUGUGUCGUCUGUCGUGACUCAAGAGCACACACCAAUCACAGGUUCCGACCAAUCGAUGAGGCUGCACAGGACAUCAGGGAACAGCUCAGGACAUCCUUAAAGCCCUUACAGGACAAACUACAGCGCUUGAGGCAAGUUAAGGUUAACUGGGAUUUAACAGCGGAGGAAAUUAAGGCCCAGGCCCGACAAACAGAGAAGACGAUUAAAGAUGAGUUUACAAAGCUUCAGAAUUUUUUACAAAAAGAAGAAGAAGCAAGGAUGACCGCACUGAGGAAGGAAGAGGAGCAGAAGAGGGGAGUGAUGAAGCAGAGGAUUGAGGCUCUGAGCAGAGAGAUAGCAGCUCUUUCAGAAACUAUCAGAACCACAGAGGAGGAACUGAAAACUGCAGACGUCUCGUUCCUGCAGGGCUACAAUGCUGCAGUGGAAAGAGUCAAGCAGCGCCAACUGCUGGAGGAUCCAAAGCUGGCCUCUGGAGUUUUGAUAGACGUGUCCAAAAAUUUGGGCAACCUCACCUUCAAAGUAUGGAUCAAGAUGAAGGACAUGGUCUCCUACACUCCCGUGAUUCUGGACCCAAACACAGCACAGCUAAACCUUUUACUUAGUGACGAUCUGAGAAGUGUACGAUGUGUAGAGAGGGAGAGCCAGCUUCCGAAAAACCCAGAAAGAUUUGAUAGUUACACCACAGUCCUGGGAUCUGAGAGCUUUAACUCGGGGACUCACUCCUGGACUGUUGAAGUUCAAAAUGAUGCAAACUGGGCAGUGGGUGUGAUAGAAGAGUCUGUUCAGAGGCACGGAGAUAUUCCGACUGGCUACUGGGAAAUAUGGUUCCAAAAUGGAAAACUCCAAGCAUACUCUCCGCCAUACAUGGACCGUACUCUCUCAGUGAAGAACCCAAUUCAGAGGAUCAGGGUGCAGCUUGACUGGGACAAAGGAAAACUGUCGUUCUUUGACCUGGAUACCAACACAAACAUUUAUACCUUCUCACAGAGAUUCACCAGGACGCUGGUUCCUUUCAUAAACACCACUACCAGAUUGCCUCUGAGGGUAUUACCAAUGACAGUCAAUGUACGGCUCGAGAUGUAGACAGUUAUGGAGAUGAUGACGAUCUCUUCAAUAAGACACAUUUUAUAACUUAAUAACUGAACCCUGGGUGGAUGCUGGACUGCUCCGGGUUCCGGGCUCUUCACUGGGCUGCACCCUGUAUGCUUGUUUUUAUCAGCUGGAGGGGAAUGGUGUCGCCGGUUUAUCUAAUUUGUACGAGAUGUGUAUGAGGUCUGUGUUCCUUGCUUUGUUUUAUCUCCUCACGUUGUAAAAAAUAGUUUAUACUCAGGCCUAUAUUGCACUGACUCUGCUUGUAUGUAAUAACUCACUCCCAAAACUAAUCAGGGUUUAAUUCUGAUAAAAAAAAAAAAGAUAAUGUUAGGAUUAUGAAUAUGAUGUUUGUCGUGUAUUUUGGACAAUUAGAUUGGACAAGGUUCCAACAGAUGGAAACAAUUAUGAUAAUCUUGAUUUCAUUUUUAUGCCUCGUUAUAGCAAUUAAUAUGAACUGUCUGUUACUGCUGGAAUUUAAGUCAUGAAAUUACUUAAAAUGUCGGUUAAAGAUAUGUCAUUUGUCAUGCUUUCAUGUGCAUAAUAUAAUUUGUGAGUUUAUGCUGUACAGUGGUAGACAUACAACAGAUGUCUCACCAUGCUCCUGCAUACACGCAGUUUCUGGAAGCCAUGAUGUAUUGUAUGGGAGCUUUUAUGUUUUCAUUCAGUGACGACAUGGAGGAAGUUUGUGGUUGUGAAAAGAUCAAGUUGGCUCAUAUUCAUUUUCCCUCUGUUUUCACUGGAAUGUAAAGAAUGUGAUUGUGCAGCUGCAGAAUUCUCUCCAUCAGGCACGGCAAAGAGGUUUUCAAUUCGCACCCUUUCAACAUGUAUUUCCAUGUGUGUCACUGUUUCUACAUGACGAUAUCGAAACUGAAUUAUUUGAUACUGAGUUAUUUGUUUGUAUGUAAUAAUUCUCAGACUGUGGACCUGCUGGACAGUCCAUGUUUUUAUUAAACUCUGAGACAACAGAUGUUUUAGAAUGGUAGCUGUAUUUGACAAAAGAGAAUUGUGAAAAGAUCAUGUGUCUCAUUUAGAAGCGGAUGUGUCAACAGAUCCUGUUUUGAUUGUAUUUGAUAAGGCACACACAUUAAUAAGGUUUUCCUGAAGUUACAUUUUUGUUUCUGCUUCUGAAAUGUUCUGGUUUUCAAAUUGAUUUUGGACCUCCCCUCCCCCCAUCGUAGUUCACUUCCUCUUUUUGGCUUCAUUUGUCGAACACUGGCCUGGAGGCCGAUAUGUCAGCACCCAGACAAAUCAAACCAAAACUAACACCAGACUUUAUAAAUUGUAUAUGAUGCAUGUGUCCUAAUAUAACUAUAAACUAAGCUGAAGAAUCUACUUUCCCAGUUAUUUUGCAGUUAACUGAUUAACUCACUGUUCCUGCUGACAGGUUGUUCAAUCAUUUAAUCAUAAAACGGUAAAUCCUUCCAUUAGCUUUUA
Messenger RNA from Pleuronectes platessa (European plaice), 3424 nucleotides. Its product is annotated as zinc-binding protein A33. Gene Ontology annotation, molecular function: zinc ion binding; protein binding. Bases 575 to 1981 code for a protein of 468 amino acids. The transcript is spliced from 2 exons. Lineage: Eukaryota; Metazoa; Chordata; Actinopteri; Pleuronectiformes; Pleuronectidae. The record is from RefSeq and is a predicted model, not a curated record.